This is a messenger RNA of Symbiodinium sp. CCMP2592, 9576 nucleotides long. The record is from the annotation of a GenBank genome assembly. Lineage: Eukaryota; Dinophyceae; Suessiales; Symbiodiniaceae.
AUGGAGCUAUGGAUAUGGCGAUCGACUCAGAUGCCGAAGAUUCCCAACAAUAAAGUGCCGAUGGAUACGGUGGAGGUCCCCAUGAUGAAGAGUGCCACGGACCCCACUGUGGUGAUGAGGAAAUUACCGGUGGUCCUCCCUCAUCGAUUGAUUCCUCACUUGCUGAAGCACAACCUCGUUGUGCCCGACUUUGCAGCGAUUCGGGAAUAUUGGAGCCACAUGUUCACGCACGCGGAAUGGGGCCCCGAACAUCCACUCGCUGAGCAGGGGGGAAACUGCAAGCAUUUGCCAGUCUAUCUCUAUGCCGAUGAUGUGAAAUGGACAAAUGAAGAGAAACUCACCCAGGUGAGUCUAGGCCUGGUCUUAGAUGAGCGGACGCAUUCGAUGACCACGCACUUCCCCUUGUGGAUCCUGAGGGAGAUAUCAUCCCUGGCAGUCUUUGUCGACCGGGUUUUCGACCAUUCAGGCCUUUAUGAGGCCUGUCGCUUGGUGGUCGACUCCUUGAACAUUUUGUUCCGAGGAGAGGUCUGCGAGCCCGACAUGGAGCCACCGCUGGCCGCUCUUACCGAGCUAAGGGCAGACUGGAAGUUUUACAAAGAGACUUGGCGGACACCCGAGAACUUUGCCGAGGCCUGCACUAGCUUGGUGGAUGAUGGUGGAAGGACGAGUGUCAUCUCGGAGAUCCUCGGAUGGAGGCCCACGUUCUACCUGGCAGAUUUGAUGAACUGCUCCGAGCAGGCCGGCCGAUACCUUACGGACGCGGAGAUCCAGCGAAUGCGGCACUGCACGGAUGAGUUCCUGAACGCCUACGGCUGGCUCGCGAAGAUGCAUAGCUCUGGCUCAAGGCCGCUGUUUCAGAUCCGCCCCAAGCUUCAUGGCAUCCUCGAGCUCAUCCGUUUCUGCUCCGUGGAGAAGUACAACUACCGUUAUUACCACACGUUCGCGAGCGAAGACUUCAACGGCCGACUGGGUUUCGGAUCGAGUGUUCCGAUAGCGGGACGCAUAGCCGGUGACCCCGUGUGUCUACUGACACGACGCCAUUCCGGGCGGUGGAAGGCCGCGCUCCCCAGCUUGGCACAGGCGGCUUCGGGCUGCAAGGUCAAGGGCGAGGAAGCGAAUAGUCGCGGCAAGAUCCAAAGGGCACUCUUAGAAGUGCACCACGCAAGACCAGUCUACGCCGACUACCUCCGCCCUAUGGGACGCAAGAACCAAUGGACCGAAGAAGAAUGGCAAGCCUGGCGGUCAUCCUCAGCUCAAUAUGGAGGGUGGCACAAGGUCAAGGGCAAGGGCAAGAACAAGGAGGCUGCCCAUGCUCCAUCGAACCCUCGUGGACCGAAAGAGGCGGUGCGAGAGCCCAAGCGGCCUGCCUUCCCCUCCUUCGAGAUGAUGGACGCAAGCAGUUCCAGUGCACCGCAGAGGCCCAUGGCUCCGACACGAGUGGCUAUGGAGAUCGACGAGGAGCCGGUGACGACGAGUCAAAUGGCCCGUGGAGUUCAGCGAUUGCUGAAUGGGCUGCGAAAGUCAGAGGGCAAAGCUCGACGUCUGGAAGAGGAGAAGGAGGCCCUCCUGGGCAAGUGGGCUGCAUUCAAGGAAGAACUGCAGCAGAGCUUUGUCAAGGAGAAGGCGAAGUUCAACGAGCGCAUGACCAAGCUGGGGCAGGACUUGAUCGAGGCGGAGCAGGCCCAGGAAGAGGCCCUUGCAGGGCUUCAGUUGGCCAUCGCGGAGCCCCAGAGUGUCCUCAAGCCGAAGGUCAAGGUUCCGGAGGACAAGGAGGCGCUGGACGAGCUCGAGAACCUCCUCAAAUCCCCGGAGAAGCGACCGCAGCAGAGCCUGGCGGAUAUCUUGGCGGAUGCUUUGAACGGUGCGACCGGCUCAGAGAAUACGAGGCGGCAGCUGCUGCAGGUCAUCUCUGCGAGGAGAUCGCAAGCCAGUGCAGUCACCACACCGCCGCGAAGGACACGUGGUACUGCCGCCAGAACCCCGGAGGCCAAGGACAAUGCCCCCGCAAGACGCCCAGAGGAGAUGGAUGCAUCGUACCAAGGGGACACGGAAGAGAAGGUGGAGGUGCCUUUGCCAAGGUCCCCGACAUGCACAACCAAUGCCCCGACUCCGGAAGGACUGCGACGAUCCAAGUCCAGGACGGCUACACUCAUCCCGGUCAAGAUGCUUGGCAGACAGGCCCAGAAGACCCCCCAUGCAGGACCAGGUCUUGCCGAGAAGUUGGAGGCGAAGAGGGAAGCCGAGCUCGAGGCCUUGGCCCACGUCCUAUCCUCCGACGAAGACCUCCAGAUCGGGGACCUUGUGGGUGGCGGUGCUGGAGCAAGUGGAGAAGGGCACGAUGGAAGGGACAGCUUUCUUGGGAUACAAGAAGUUGUCAUACCGGACUGCACGAACAAUUUUGACGCUGUCGCCAACAUUGGAACCUCUUCGAGACCCAGGGCUAGUUCUUGCCCUUUGUGCUAUGAUGCUGAGGUCGAUGACGAUAGCAGAGAGACCAGGAGGUACCUGGACAACUUGACCAAUUUUGAUGAUGUCAUCAGCAUCGAAGCCUCUCUGCGACCGAGGGACAUCCCGGACCCCAUGAGACGAGGUAGUGAGGUUGAUGACGUGAGGAAAGACGACCAAGAUAAAGGACGACCCCUCGGUAAGGGUGAGGAUUAUGUCGUCUCGACCGGGCACGGCCCUUCGGGAGGCCACGACCGCGGGGGCGAGACUGAGAACAUGAAUGACAUCCCCCUGCCUAUCAUCGACCUCCUUGCAGGUGGGGCGGCAAUCCUUACAGAUUGGUGCAGCGAUAUGGCGGAUAUCAGUGCUGGCUGGGGACUAACCUUCUUCGGCCUCAACCUGGUUGCCCUUGCAGCAUUCUGUAUGAGACCAGCAGUACCGACCAAGGUGCGUAAAAGAAUGACCUUCACACAGCCUAGGCUGUGUUUGGUAUGGGGCCUGCUGGGAACACUGGGGCCAACAAGCCUCGCGGCUCGCAGUUCCCCGGAAAGCGGUUACCCCAGCCCGUCCAGAGCAGCUCCUCUACCACGUUCGGUGGCAGAUAUGACGUAUGAGGAACAAAUGGCCGAGAAUUGGGCUCGAUGGAUCCAUGACCUACCGUUGGAGCAUGGAGCCGGUGGAGUGCGACUACCGAACUACGCCAUCCCGGUGGCUGAGACCUUCCCGGACCCCAUGGAGAUGGACAUCGCCCGCGCUCAUGUGGUCUGUUGGGUGGCCACCCCUUAUCACGAGGUGGAAGUCAUCGAUGUUGAGAUGCUUUUCCCGAUGACCCAAGAACGGCUUAGGCACGCGGUGGCUGAGACGACUCAGCACAUCCCGGACUACGCCUCAGAGUACGUACCGUGCACACCGCAAAUAGGUGAUGGAUUUGCGAGCUUUGUCGCGGUGCCACCAUGGAUGAAGUCAACGGAGAGGGUCGUCCAGGUGAUUGAUGCAAGCGACAUUGGAGGGGGGAUCUUCGCCGCCUAUGUUGAAGGCCCCAUCACGAGACAGAAUGUCCUCAUGACCAUGGUGGAGGGAUGGCCGGAAGGUAUGCAGGCCUUUGCAUAUGGAAGUGAGAGGCCCAUGCGAAGCGGUCAAACCUACGACCCGGUGCGGGGAGGAGUCAUCAAGAUCAUGCGCCCGGGUGCGCGACCCCGUUGGCCUGAUGACCUCCAAUCACGGCUUGAUAACCCGCAGCUUUGGAAUCCAGGGGCCAAUGUACCAGGACCUUUGGACGGCCUCCACACCGUAUACCAGUCUGCAGACGAUCAAGUCAUUGAGGAGAUCAGUUCGGACGAUGAAAGAACAUUGGAGGUGUCUGCGGAGGAAGCCCUUCAGUAUGAACAUGGCGAUGUCUGGGUGGUGGUUCCGGAGGAACGGAUUCCACGGCUUUCGCACCUGGGACGCCGUGUGUGGGGGCAGAUCGCCGUCAUGGACGGAGUUGAGCAACGGGACAGAGACGCCCCUGUCAUCUUCAACGACCUUCGCGGUUUGGGGCUGUUCCCCCAGUGGACACAAGUUGAAGGUACAGUGUUCCAGCCUACGACCUACUACGAGUCCCUGCAGAUGCCUGAACUUGAGGGAUGGACCCUCAUGGUACAGGGAGGGGAACCGAGGGACGAUGGGCACAAUAUCGACAUCCAUGGUGGCGAGGUCCUCGUCUAUUACCUGGAACAGCUGAGGGAGACACCGGAGGAGACCGACGACAUGGAAGAUGACGACGAUGAUAGUUCUAGCUCCAGUUCCUCGGCCACUCACGAUGCACUUCCAGGAUCCAGUGAGCUCACCGAGCCCAGCUCAGGAGAGGAACCCACCAACUUUCCCCGCGGCCCUCCUCCCCCACGCCCUGUCAAUGAGCCAGACAGAAGCAGGUCGCCCCGACGCAACCAGGAGGGCGUGGACAGUAGUGAGCAAGGAGCUGAGCUGCGCAUACAAGAUUUUGUCCAUCCCCCAGUCUACGACCUGACCACGACUACAUUGCCUUUUCCCCACACAAGUGCAGACGUGUGGUCGAUGUCCAAACCAUGGCCGGGGGGAGCCCUCCGCGAGACCCAACCAAUACAGACAUUGCUGACCAGCCGAUGUGAAGGCCAGCCGCAAAUCCAUGUCUAUACGGAUGGGUCAGCGAAUGACAAACAGAGGACAAGCGGAUAUGCCGUCGUUAUCCUCCUAAAAUGGGGCACGGCUAUUGCCCUCUUCGGCAUCAUCGGCGGCCAAUUGCUUGGCAACGAAAAGACGCCGUGGCCGCUGGCGGGUCCAGCGGCUUUGACAGCCGAGCAGGUCGCGGUCGCGGCUGCCUUACUAUGGGUGGUGCAAGCGAGGACAAUGCUCCCCCACAUCGACUGCCGAUUGUAUGUGGACUGCCUGGCGGCAGGUCGAGCAGCCGAUGGUAGCUGGGCCCCUGUCGACGCUCUAUCUGUUCAGAUCCACAAUCUGGAGCUGGCCAUCCGUGCAACUGCUGGGGUCAACAUCAGCAUCGAGCAUGUCAAAGGACAUGCAGGCCACGGAUGGAAUGAACUGGCAGAUGGUGUGGCCAAAAGCGCGUCAAAGGGAGGUGCGACUUUCGCGGAGCCGCCUGUGGAGGCGUGCCGCACCUUGCUGGAUUCCAACUUGGACUGGCUGGGUUUCGAAUUUGCCAACAGACCGACAGCAGCGCUCAACAUCCACAAUCGAGCUCUGUGUUGGUCUGAAACCAAUCCUGCUACGGGCCAACUACGACCCGAGCACCUCAUACCGAUUGAGGACAACUCGAAUGGAGCGCCAAAAGGGCGUGGAAGUUCCUUCAGGAUCAAAGCCUGCACCAUGAAUGUCCAAGGCCUGGGCGGUAAUUUCAGAUAUAUGGAGGAGCAAUUCGAGCACGCCGCCUAUGGGGUCAUCAUGCUGCAGGAAACCAAGAUGCCAGGAGGGCAGUGCCAAAGCAAACGAUACAUUCGUCUGUCGUCUGACUCCCAGAGACAUUGGGGGACAGCGAUCUGGCUAAGUAAGACCCAGGGGCUUCUUGAUUUCGAGGGACAGACUGUUCGGCCGGAUGAGGCCAACAUCACGACGGUAUGUUCUACCCCACGCCUUCUGGCGAUUGUGGUCACGAUUGGCCAAGCCAAGAUGGCCCUGCUAUCAGGACACUGCCCCCACAGCACCAAACCAGGUGAGAGAGAUGAGUUCUUGAAACUCUUUGCCUGCACCCUGACAAAGAUCAAGCAUCUCCAGUUGAUCGUCUGUGGUGUUGACUUGAAUGGGCGGAUUCCAACGGAGUACCCUCAGGUCAGUGGGAGUCUAGAUUUCCAAGAAGCAGACUGCACGGGUGAAAAGAUGGCACAGGUCUUGCAGGACAAUGGAAUGUGGGUACCAUCCAUGUAUACGAACAUCCAUGUGGGUGACUCCGCGACCUACACCCACCAUACCGGAGUCGAAAGCCGCAUCGACUACCUGAUGGUUGGUGGAGCUGCAUGGGUCCGUUCUGCAAGAAGCCAUGUCGACGCAACCAUCGACAAUGGCAGCCCAAAUGAGGAUCAUAGGGCAGUGGCCAUUGAGCUGACCGGGGACAUGGCUACAGGCCAGCUGAGGGGACGACUCCGGCGGCCUCGCUAUGAUUUGGAGAAGCUCAACACAGUCCGUGGAAAGGAAAUUGUCAGUGAGGCGUGCAGGAAUUUCCGUCAGCCCCACUGGUGCACCCACCCAGAUGACCAUUGCCGUCAAGUUGAGCAACACCUGCGUACCACCCUGGAACAGCAUUUCCCUCGACCACUACAGCAUGGAAGAGCGACCUACAUCCCGGAGGUGGUAUGGGCUCUACGACAACAGAAGAAUCAGCUUCGAUGGCGAACCCGAGAUCGCCGUAGUAUGUGGAAGACCUUGCUAUGUGAGGCGAUGAGACGGUGGCGCUCCGGAAGAGCCCCAGAGGCCGCGCACAGCAUCAAUAAGCAGAUUCUUCUCUAUGAAGUGAUGGCGGGAGCCAUCAAAGUGGUCACCUACCGAAUUCGCCGACUCGUGGCCGAUGCGAAGGACAAGUUCCUGCGUGGGCUGGUUGCGAAAGGACCGAGUGAUGUAGCUGCCUUGCUGCAGCGUGCCAAGCAAGCAGGGCUUGGCACAAAGUCCCGGAAAAUGGUGGGUAGAGCCCUGCCAAAGCUUCUCGACCCGACCACUGGUCGGGAGGCAGAAUGCAUGGCGGACCGAGACCAAAUAUGGUUACAAUUCUUCGGGGAACAGGAGGCCGGCAACCUCUUGACUACCGAACGGUUCCUGCGAGAAACAGGGAACUCCCAGGACGAGAUUCGGGACGAUUGGGAAUGGAAGCACCUGCCCAGCGUCAGGGAGAUUGAGCAAGUACUCAGGACCACGGCCAAAAACAAAUGUGCAGGGCUCGAUGGAAUCCCAAGCGACCUGCUCCGAUGCAGCCCCAGCGAUUUCGCGACCAUGAUCCAGCCGCUCUACCUCAAAAGCCUACUACGAGGCAGGCAACCGAUACAAUGGCGUGGGGGCGUCUUGUACGAGGCGUACAAAGGUGCAGGUGCCCAAUGUGCAACUGACAGCCAUCGUAGCCUCUACAUAUCGAGUUUUGUCGGCAAGGCCAUGCACCGAACAAUGAGGGCUAAGAUUCACUCGCAAUCGGAUGAGUUCUUGCAUCCAUUGCAUUGUGGCAGCCGACAGGGUAUGCCAGUCCUGUUUCCUUCAUUAUUCAUUGUUGAACAUUUGCGACGAUGCCUCCAACAAGGUUUGUCCACGGCUGUGAUCUAUGUUGACACAAAGGCCGCCUACUACAGGUUGGUGAGGCAGCUCGCCACGGGAGACCUGAAGAUUGACAACAAUGUGGAGAAACUUUUCCAUCGAUUCGGACUCGAUGGAUCUGACGUCGCAGAGCUUCGUGAUCUCAUUCUGGAGGGCGGAAUGCUACAGAUGGCGGAAAUUGACGGACCCAUUCGAGCAGCCGUUCGCGAUUUUCUGCGGGACUCGCGGUUUACAUCACGGUAUACAGAUGGGACGGUUCUUUGCCGCUCGACUGCGGGCUCACGCCCAGGAGCCUCCUGGGCGGACACAGUAUUCGCGGUGAUAUAUGCCCGCAUCCUGUACCGUGUGCAUGAGGUCAUGGAAGGGGAAAACAUCAAUUUCUCUUUGCCAUGGGAGCCUGAACAAGGACCUUUUGCACAAAACCCUGCAGAGCACUGGCAGCCCGCGUUCGACACUACGUGGGCCGACGACAGUGCAUACGCCAUUCAGGCGGAGGUGCCGAGUGAAUUGAUCGCAAGAACAAAACGAGUGGGCUCCUUGAUCAUUUCGGCGUUCCGCUCACAUGGAUUGGACCCGAACCUCAAAAGGCACAAGACCAGUGUGAUGGUCAAGGUCCGCGGACAAGGGGCCAAAAAGACCCGAAGGGACACCUUUGAGUCGGGUAAGCCGGAACUGUUCCUCGAUGACAUCCGGGAAAGCCUACAGGUUGUUCCCUCAUACAAGCAUCUUGGAUGUGUGGUCGACUUGGAGGCAAAUUUGCACCUGGAAGUUAGACACCGAACAGCCUUGGCGUCGGCUGCCUACGACCAGGCAAAGGAUCUCCUUUUGCAGAACAGAGACCUGACCCUGCAGACGAGGUCUGCACUGUUCCAGACUGCUGUCGUGGCCACCUACCACAAUUUGGCGGUGUGGAUAACUAGGGGCCCACACUGGGACAAGAUGGAGGAUGCCUUCUCCCGACUUGUCCGAAGGCUCCUCUGUAGAGAUAUCCCUGGCUCCGACCUCUUCCGUGUGCCGCUACAGUUGGCGCACUGGGCUACCGGAUGCUGGACGUUGGGCAUGUUUGCACGGAGAAGUAGACUAUCUGCCCUGGUAUCCCUGGCAAGACGUGGCCCCCCAAUUCUGUGGGCAAUGCUACAGAAUGAGGCAGAGUGGUGCCAGCAGGUGACUCAUGACCUUGAGUGGCUUGUUCAAGGCGAGAGUGACAAGUGGCCCAGUGUGGUCGCAGAGGCUUGGCCACAGUGGUGGCAUGUCCUACGUGACCAGCCCCAGGCUGUAAAACGGCGGGCAAAGAGACAGCAACACCGAGACUUUGAGCUCUACAAACAGGCUGCUGCUGUUGAUGUCUGCCAAUGGUACAUGUACCGACAGCUGCCGAUGAUCGACGCCCCUGAUCAAUUACCGUCCUUGUGGACGUGCGGCAUUUGCGACAAAUCCUUUGGAAAGAAAUCGGCCUUGAGUGUGCACUUCUUCAGCACACACGGCAGACGAGCGGAGUACCGAGCAUUUCUCAAAGGGUCCAUAUGCCAGAGCUGCCACAAGGACUUCAGAACCCCGGGCAGAUUGGAGGAUCACCUACGAGCCAACAAAAAGUGCGUGCGGGCACUUAAGCGAUCCCAGGUGCCCUCCGAGACUGUGCCGCCGGGAUAUGGCAGCAGAGGGCGAAGGAAGCAGGAAGCUGAUGCCUACACGCCGGCUCCGCCGACGGCUGGAGAUGUGGUUGUCACGGACGAGUCUGACGAAGACUGGAACCAGUGGCAGCGGCGACUCCAUGAGGAUAUCUGCGACGCUCUGCUUCGACCCUUUUCGCCGAGUGAGAUUGGGGCGACCAUCGAAAGACAGGUGCGACGGCAUCCGCUCUACUACAACGAGAUCCGCGAAGUCUUGCUGUACAUCAUCGAGGAGACCGAAGUGGUGUUCGCGGACAAGGACCUCGACCAGUGGAGCGCCCAGCAGUUUGUUGGGAUGAGGGAUGGCCUACAGCGCCUUGCCAAAGAUGGAGUACAAGGAACUUCGAAGACUCAGCGCGAGUCUCAAAUCCUGCAAUCGAUGGCAGAGUUCCGCAGAACAGUCGAUUCUUUCGACUGGGACGCCGCAGUCAAGCGGCACCAGGGAGACAACGGGACCCAGAGCACACCAGUGUAUAGCAUCCCUGAUGACUGGGAAACUGCGUGGAAACAGGGUUGUAGUGGUGUGCUUAACGCAGUCGUGGUCAAAGAUCCCCUGCUUCUACUCCCUAAGGAACUACGGGCGGCGUGGCAAGAUUUCCAAGACGGAAAAUGGCCGAUUGUACAUGGGCCCCCGAGUUUCUGGAGACACUCCCUGGCAAAGCCUUUUCUGCCAUUCAGGGAGAAGUGCAACUAA